This is a messenger RNA of Colletotrichum tamarilloi, 249 nucleotides long. RefSeq lists its product as uncharacterized. The transcript is spliced from 2 exons. NCBI's taxonomy places the organism in Eukaryota, Fungi, Ascomycota, Sordariomycetes, Glomerellales, Glomerellaceae. The coding region runs from base 1 to 249 and encodes 82 amino acids. The record is from RefSeq and is a predicted model, not a curated record.
AUGUGCCAGACUGGCAGACCCCCAAUCCACAUCCAGGGUGCGCGUGGUGAUCUUCCGAAGCCACGGUCCCCAGCAAUCUGUGUUCUGUCCUAUUGGAGGGCACCACGCUCCCGGCGACGAAAACGGAGCAUCGGUGAACGGCCAAGUGUGCCCAAACAAGGGGACACAGGCCGGCAAGGGUGUUAUCGAAGUAGCUGUCCCAGACCAGGAAGAAACAUGGGCGUCGGCCUGGGCAGAAGCCGUGGCUGA